GCCAUGGAUGCCUGGGCGACGUUUGAGCGAAUUGGCACCGGUGCGACCGUGUGUUUGAGGUUGGAAGAACCCGAUGUCCCAGGGGGCACUGCCGAAUUUGAGCUGAGCCGGGACGCUGUGGAGGAUUGCAAGGAGAUGGCCGGCAAGGAGGUGAGCGACACUCCACUCCUGGAGGACGAGGAUGGCUGGCCUUUGACGGUGGUUCGCUUCUCCGACUCGCUCUACCGCAUCAAGAAUGUGGCCGCGGACAGCUUCCCGGAGUCCUUGGCGCUCAUGGAUUUCCACGCGCGCCGUCGCGUCCACGGCCUCUCGCCCCAGGAUUUGGCUCGAGCGGACGAGGAGUACCUGUUGGCCAGGAAGAUCCCUUUCACUAUUCUCUUGGGCAUUCAUCACACUCUAGACUUUCUGGGGCAUCCAGCAGUGGACACGGUUGGCAAGGUGAUCAAUGAGACACCAGGCAGGCCGAGGCUCUUGUCCGAUCUCUCACUCGAGGAGAUUCAAGCCAGAGGUGGACUGCAGUAUUAAGUUUUUUCAUCGAGUCUCCUGUUAACUUUUCUUCUUUGCAAGACUGAGAAGGGCUGAUUUCUAUCUUUGAUAUUCCCCUUUGAAGUCUUAUAAAAAAAAGAGGUUGAGUGAGUCUAA
Messenger RNA from Selaginella moellendorffii, 642 nucleotides. RefSeq lists its product as uncharacterized. The record is from RefSeq and is a predicted model, not a curated record. The transcript is spliced from 2 exons. NCBI's taxonomy places the organism in Eukaryota, Viridiplantae, Streptophyta, Lycopodiopsida, Selaginellales, Selaginellaceae. Bases 4 to 525 code for a protein of 173 amino acids.